This is a messenger RNA of Hyla sarda, 921 nucleotides long. RefSeq names its product taste receptor type 2 member 143-like. The record is from RefSeq and is a predicted model, not a curated record. The coding region runs from base 1 to 921 and encodes 306 amino acids. Gene Ontology annotation, molecular function: bitter taste receptor activity; G protein-coupled receptor activity. Lineage: Eukaryota; Metazoa; Chordata; Amphibia; Anura; Hylidae. The transcript has a single exon. Gene Ontology annotation, biological process: detection of chemical stimulus involved in sensory perception of bitter taste; G protein-coupled receptor signaling pathway; sensory perception of taste. Gene Ontology annotation, cellular component: membrane.
AUGCCAUUUACUUGGUGGAUCCUUCUGGUAAUCUUCGGUAUCUUGGACAGUGUGGCGGCAUAUAUUCUGAACAUGUGCAUCUUGGCCGCUAGUAUCCAAAACCUGAAGACUGGAGAGAGGCUGAAUCCUCCUGAUCUAAUCCACCUGGUUAUAGGAGCGGUCAACAUUGUCUUCCAGUGUUUGCUGGUCUCGCAGGGCAUAUUAACUGUGUUCUUCACUUAUUUAAUGUUUAUUAGGGAGAUCUUUGUCCCGGCCAUGGUGAGCACGCUGACACUUAUGUAUUUCAUCUACUGGCUCACUGCCUGGCUCUGUAUCUAUUAUUGUGUCACCAUCCCUAACUUCAAUCAUCCAUUGUUUGUCUGGUCAAAGAGGAAGAUCUCAAUGUAUCUACCACGUCUUCUCCUGAUCACAGCAGCAGGCUGUUUCUUCAUUAGUCUUCCAACCAUCUGGAUUGUAAAUGUGAACAUCACUCAACAAUCUGCAGGAAAUAGCACCUGUGACCCCACAGUUAUCAGUGGGACUUUCAGCUUUCAGCCCUCUUACAUACAGACCGCUUCAUUUAUAGGAUGCUUUUUGCCGUUCCUAUUAAUAUUGGUCUCUAAUUUGAUGACUGGGUCUUCCCUUUUAGGACAUAUAUGUAAGAUGAGGCAGAAUGAUUCUGGAUUAUCCCAAGCCAAAGACCAGGCUCACAUUAAUGCCAUAAGAACUAUUUUUCGGUUCAUUUCGAUGUCCAUCAUAUUCUACAUCAAUGCAGUUUUAUUUUUUUCAGUGUCCAUCAAUCCUGAAGAUCCUCAAAUCAUUGUCCACUGGUUGAUAUUUAUGUCUUUUCCGACAUCACAAUCUCUCAACAUCAUCUAUUCCAACCCCAAGCUAAGAAAACAUUUUGUGGUCAAGUUCCCAAGUUUUGAAAGAAAGCUGUAG